This is a messenger RNA of Odontomachus brunneus, 1521 nucleotides long. RefSeq lists its product as uncharacterized. Lineage: Eukaryota; Metazoa; Arthropoda; Insecta; Hymenoptera; Formicidae. The record is from RefSeq and is a predicted model, not a curated record. The transcript has 3 exons. Bases 146 to 1216 code for a protein of 356 amino acids.
ACCGCGUCGAACGCCGCCACCCCGCUCGCGGAUCCUCCUUAGACAUGCAGAACGCAUACGAGACACCGUGUAUAUAAUCCAGCGACAGUGGACAUCGGAAAUCAGUCAACUCGUACAACACAACCGGCUAACCGUUCCUGCCACGAUGAAGGUACUCGUCAGCAUCGCCCUUUUGGCGGCCGCGGUUCUCGCCGAACCGCCGAGGUACCGUCCGCAAUAUCAGCAACAGAGACAAUAUUACUUUGCUCGCCAGCAAGAGGAAGCUGCUCCUUAUCCCGCUUCCGGUUGGAGACCGACGGGGCCGGCUUUUAAUUUGCCGGAAAGACAAUUCGCCGCUGCUCAGCAGCCUCAGCAACAAUAUGUGCCGCCCCAACAGCAAUAUGGCGCAUCAAGCGCAGCUCAACAACCUCAGCAGCAAUAUGGAGCAUCAAGCGCAGCUCAACAACCUCAGCAGCAAUAUGGAGCAUCGAGCGCAGCUCAACAACCUCAGCAGCAAUAUGGAGCAUCAAGCGCAGCUCAACAACCUCAGCAGCAAUAUGGAGCAUCAAGCGCAGCUCAACAACCUCAGCAGCAAUAUGGAGUAUCAAGCGCAGCUCAGCAACCUCAGCAGCAAUACGGAGCUCCAACCAACCCUCAGCGAGAAUAUGGAAUACCAGAAGAAUCCACGACGACCGAGAACCCUAACAACGAUGACGAAGAGGUAUCAACUGUAAAAAGCAUCUCUCCAUCGGAGUCCGAGGCCGUGAACACGGCGAACGAGUUCGAGAACGAGGACCAGGACGACAAGCAGCAACCGCAGCAGACCGGGGAGUACUAUGUGGCCCUUCCCGACGGUCGUCUUCAGCGUGUCCGAUACGUCAGCCGUCAGGAUGUCGAGGCCAUGAAAUACUUCGCCAAGAUCCGCGCUGAGAACGUGGAACCUCUUCGCGGACCGAUCUACGCGUACGCGCCGCUGCAGAAGCUGCAAAUCGUACCGACCGGCUUGCAAGUGUCCGUCGCGCCGAUCGCCGCGGUCGCACCUGCGGACCAGACCAACAACAAGCCGCAGAAACUUGAGAUCGAGCCGGUGGCAGCGCAGGUGCAGUACCAGUACGACAACCCCUCGAGCGUGGUGCCGUUGGCCAACCCUUUGAGCACCACCUACACGACCUACACGGCAAACUACCAAGUACCUGCAGCAGUGGACGACUCCAGAUUUCUUCUCACCUUCCCAUAAAUCGCUCGGAGAUUCCACGCGAAAUCUCGACCUCGCAAGUACACAGAAAAAAGGUUCCACUGCCGUAACUAAUCAUGGUUUACCACAAAUGUAUCUGCUGCUGUAAGUGAAAUUUUCGCUAAUGUUUCAUGUUUCAGCUCUAUACUUUUAAGUGUUAUAACGAGACUUAGCAGAUUCUUGUUGCUCAGUUAAGUCUUUUCUCCCGUGUAUAUUGCGUUGUACGUGUAAUUGUUGCAUAAUUUGUUGAUAAAUAUGCUGACGGUUAAGCUAAGCUGACGAUGACAAUAAAAUCGAAGGUAAUGAAA